Molecule: messenger RNA, 2299 nt
Organism: Lacerta agilis (Sand lizard)
Lineage: Eukaryota; Metazoa; Chordata; Lepidosauria; Squamata; Lacertidae
Product: pantothenate kinase 3
Exons: 7
Coding region: 101-1213 (370 amino acids)
Biological process (GO): coenzyme A biosynthetic process
Cellular component (GO): nucleus; cytosol
Molecular function (GO): pantothenate kinase activity; ATP binding
Source: RefSeq, a predicted model, not a curated record
CCACCCUCUCCUCUUCCUCCGGGGGUAUCACCCAAGGCACGGGAAGCCCGCGACGGGACUCGAGCGGAGGUACCGCCGCCGGGAACGCCGCGGCGGAGUCAUGAAGAUCAAAGAUGCCAAGAAGCCGUCUUUCCCAUGGUUUGGUAUGGACAUUGGGGGAACCCUUGUGAAACUUGCAUAUUUUGAACCUAUCGAUAUCACUGCAGAAGAAGAGCAGGAAGAAGUUGAAAGCUUGAAAAGUAUUCGCAAAUAUUUGACAUCAAACGUAGCCUAUGGGUCCACUGGUAUUCGGGAUGUCCACCUUGAACUCAAGAACUUGAUACUUUUUGGGCGAAAGGGAAACUUGCACUUUAUCCGAUUCCCAACCCAUGAUCUGCCUACUUUUAUUCAAAUGGGAAGAAGUAAAAACUUCUCAACGCUGCAUACGGUGCUCUGUGCCACUGGUGGUGGUGCCUAUAAGUUUGAAGAAGAUUUUCGCACAAUUGGAGACCUCCAGCUGCACAAACUGGAUGAACUUGACUGCCUUGUCAAAGGCUUGCUGUACAUAGAUUCUGUCAGUUUUAAUGGCCAGGCAGAGUGCUACUAUUUUGAAAAUGCAUCAGAACCUGAAAGAUGCCAAAAGAUGCCUUUUAACCUGGAUGAUCCGUACCCGUUGCUGGUUGUAAACAUUGGUUCAGGAGUCAGUAUAUUAGCUGUCCAUUCCAGAGACAACUAUAAGAGAGUAACUGGAACAAGUCUAGGUGGUGGGACCUUUCUUGGCUUGUGCAGCUUGCUGACUGGAUGUGAAAGUUUCGAAGAAGCUCUAGAAAUGGCAUCUAAAGGGGAAAGUACACAUGCCGACAAGCUAGUCCGGGAUAUUUAUGGAGGAGAUUAUGAACGGUUUGGCUUGCCUGGGUGGGCAGUGGCAUCUAGCUUUGGGAAUAUGAUCUACAAGGAAAAGCGUGAAUCUGUUAGUAAGGAAGACCUGGCUAGAGCUACACUGGUUACUAUCACCAAUAAUAUUGGAUCUAUAGCACGGAUGUGUGCUGUAAAUGAGAAGAUAAACCGUGUUGUCUUUGUUGGUAACUUUUUACGUGUGAAUACGUUGUCGAUGAAGCUUUUGGCAUAUGCACUGGAUUACUGGUCCAAAGGCCAGUUGAAGGCCUUGUUCCUAGAACAUGAGGGAUACUUUGGAGCAGUUGGUGCCCUCCUUGGAUUGCCAAAUUUCAGCUGAAGUGCAAAGCAUCACAAAACUGAAUUAUUUCCUACCUUUCUGGCAUUAUUACAACACUGUUUUAUAUCAACUGGAACCAAAGGGCUGCUGUCUUGCUAUAAAUGUCUUUAAUUGUAAGAAUGAUGAACUGUCUCACUGAGACAGAGUUUGAAGCCUAGGUGUUUCUGUCAGAAGCACCUGGUGAUUUCCUUGUGUAAGGCAACCUCUAACACAUGCUGAGAGUUCAGUAUGCACUACAGCCUCUGUGAAAUGAGCCUAGAAAUCAGAAUUGGAAUAUUAUUCUUAGUUUAGCUUUCCAAAUCCUGCAACGCUGAUCAAAUUUUGCUGAAAACCCCCCCUCCAGACUAUUAGCUUGCAUCUAGUUGUGUCAGUCUUAUAGCCUUGUGCUGAAUGUUAAUUUCCCAUUGGGUCAAAAGAAAUUGACCCAGGGCCACAACCAAGUGCCAUCUGCUAGAAAAUGAAGUUCUUUGAUGCAAAGAAUUUUUUCCCAUCAGUGCAGAGAGAUUACAAUGUGUUCAGACUUCCAGUAUUAAGGUUUCGAGAAAAUAAAAAUGAAAAUAUCAGCAAAGACUUUGUACAAUUGAUUUAAGGUGAGUUAAACAACUAAAUACACUUGUGUUUGGCAACUGUAUGGUCAGAUUUUGUUAAGCUUUGCAGUAUCUUGAGUUCAUUUGGUGGUUAAAUGAUAGCUGCUUGUGUUGAACGUUCUUCCACGCAGGAUUUUCAAUCAAACAUUAAAGGGCUUCAGAAAAUGGCCAAUAGAAAAAGUCCAUAGUUCAAAACCACCAAUUUUUAUUAAAAACUUGGCAGCUGGUGUGACUGAGAUCAAAGUAGUGAUAGCAUUUCAGUUCUUACAUUGACAGUUCUGGUGGGAUGGCUUUUGUGCAAUUCCUCAGUUUAUAUAAAAAACACUGAAAAAUUAACCCAAAUGUCAAUUUAGGGCAAGUUUGUGGCUUCAAGUAUUAAGGCAGCUUUAGAGGUUGUACUGCACAAACUCAAAAGGUCCAGUGUUCAUUGUACUCCUAAUAAACCGUUCCAGAUACUGCAACAGUGUGGCCUUGAAAUAAACUCGACAUACUGGGGCUA